This is a messenger RNA of Periconia digitata, 1900 nucleotides long. Lineage: Eukaryota; Fungi; Ascomycota; Dothideomycetes; Pleosporales; Periconiaceae. The record is from the annotation of a GenBank genome assembly.
AUUUGCAACUAAUAUAAUUGAUACUUUUGCAAAUGCUCGCUUAUAUAGAUUUCCUGGUGGUGGUGGGGUUCAAACAAUAGGUCUUUGCAGAAAUCACCUGGAUUCCGUCUGGAAACUGAUACAUAAGCCCAGCUGCAGAUAUUGUUUGGCAAAGCAUUUGUAUCUGUCUGGCUCAACGGCUCAAAUGUCUUUUUGUCUCUGUUCGAAAGAUGGACUAGACAACAUUGUGAAGAUAAGAUUUAAUGGGUAUUCACAGCGAAACUCCAGCUCUCCAUGCGCUCACCAGACCACGUUUUGAGCAUUCACCACUUCAGUUUCGCUAGGAGCAUAAAAUCGCUGAACAAUGCGGGUGAUACUUAAGCAAUUUGAGAGUGUAAGCUUUUCCGCCGACUAACAUAUGAGAUAGGAUCGCAGUAGAGUGUAUGCCUAAAAAAUCGGAUAGGUGCCAUGUCAUGAGUUUAAAUGGGAUAGCUCGAAUGGGAUACAAGGAAGCCAGAUUAGGUACCGUUUGGGAGCGAAACUAGCCCUACUAAGCAUGGCUUGAUGCCAACCCUUCUGGUGCUUGUGGGCCACUGGCAGGGUCCGAAAAUGAAUCAUACAACGGGGACGAAAAAUGGGUUCGCAAAAGCCAAGAUCCGAGCUUUUGCGGGGGCGAGCAGUCUUUGGCUUAGCGUAGAUUAGUCACGUCAGAGGCCUUGGCAGCCCCAAGACGUUGGGUCAACCGAUGCGCAUCGCGUCUAAACCGCGACCUGUCUUCGCGGCAACCAUCGUGCAACUUUGAAAUGCGGUGCAACGCACAACUAUGUCUAGAUUGAAAGCUUCUGCGACACAGUACCAGGAUACAACACCGCCUACGAGCUUCGCAGAACAGCCUUUAACUCCGCCGCCGACCGACGAGAAGCAGUUUGCGCACGCCCAUCGAGUAAUCUCGCUCUUUAGAGAGAUACGAGCGGGGAGACACAUUGAACGAGGUCCUUGGACAGAAUUCUGGCUUGUAAAAGGGGAAUAUGAUGAGAUACAACGUCUGCUUCAGAAAGACGAAGACCUGUGGGGAUACGUGAAAGACAAAAUACGGCAUGAUUAUAACGCAGAAAAAGAUUUCCUUGUCGUUCGUAUGCCGACUAGCGUACAUGAGCUGUUCGUUGACGGAGUCGAGGACGCGAUUCGGAGCCAGUUGAAAGUAGUACGUAGUGGAUCGGGUCCGGAAGCUCGCUUUGCGCAGAAAGUGCGACCUGCUCGAUCAACCGAGAUAAAACUCCCUGCAGAAGAAGGUCUACCUAGCAGAAAGUCGAAGUAUGAACCAGACGCCUCUUUCUGGCAUGACGAUGCGAAAUAUCCGGGUGUUAUCAUCGAAAUUGCGUACUCGCAGAAAAGGAAGAGGCUGUACCGCUUGGCAGAAAGCUACCUCCUAGACUCAGAUGCUAGUGUGCAGGUUGUUGUCGGUCUGGACAUUGAGUACGGCAAGAAAGGGUCGCGUGAGGCAACGCUGUCAGUGUGGCGAGCCCAAGUAAUCGGAAAUGAGCUUCGAGUAGUAGAUGAGGUCGCGGAUGAGACCUUUCGCGGCGAUCAAGGGAACAAUACCGAUCAUCCAGGACUGCAGCUUCACCUCAGCGAUUUUGCGCAUGAAGAAUUAGUGCAAGAGGAGCUGGGAGACCAAAAUCGAGAAAUAAAUGUGUCUGGUCAACAGCUCUGCCAAUUUCUUGCUGCAGCAGAGAACAAGGUGCAACAAGACAGAUCACUUAGCAAGCAUUUGGUUGCUCCGGGUAUCAGGAAGAGGAAACGUCCAGACACACCUCCGGAAGAGAUCGCUUCGAGUGACGAAGCACAAUACAUGGAGCAGGAGAGGAAGGUGGCAAGACGCAUGGAAGCGCAGGACCCCAACUAUGAAGAUUCAUUCUGA